AUGAAAAAGACACGCACCUCAGCCCCCAUUGACCAAAAACAAGCAAUGGCGGUGGUGAAUCAGCAGUUUGAGUCCAUGUUUCCGACUCAAUCCUCAACAAUUACGACAACAACAGCAGAAAAAACAACAACCACGACUACGGGAGCUAAUGGAUCGGCUAAUGCUAAAAACAAAGAGAAUACAACCGAUCUGAAUGCCCCAUCGAACAAGUCUUCCUCUAAAAAACCAUCAACGCGAGAGUUGUCGAGUCCCGAGAAGAAGAGACUUCAACUUCACUAUCCCAAAUAUAAGAGGGCAACCUUUACUCAUAACGAAUUACGAAAUGCAGAGGAACAUUCACGUUCGGAAAACCCAACGCCCGUCAAUCCUGUUCCAAUCAAAACUGAGAAAGAUGUUGUCGAAGAGGAACUGAGUGAUGACGAUGAUGGCGAACAAAAACAAGAAAACAUGCCGAUUGGACAAGAUCUUCCUGAAUCCAUGUUAAUUUCGAAAAAGGAGGUUGAAGAAGCAUUUCGUUUUCUUGACGUUCGGCAAAAAAGAAAAUUAACUCCCAAAGAUCUCAAAGCUCGACUGAAAAUGUUUUAUCCAAAUAUGACAAAUAAGGAAUACAAAUUUUUAAUAUACGAGCCAGAAUUUACCAUUCAAACCCUUCAAAAUAUCCUGAAUAUUGAUACAAAGAGCUCGAUUUAUGGAUCAAAUUUUUAUAAAAGUUACGAUCCUGUAAAAGAAGCCUUCAAAGUGUUUGAUCCAAAAGACACGGGAUUCGUGGAUGAAAAGCAUUUGAAAGAGAUGAUGGAACAACUUGGUUUGGGUCCAAUCACAACAGAAGAUUUGAAAGUUCUCAUCGAGACUGCUGACAAAGACGGUGAUGGGAAAAUAUCGCUUGAAGAUUUUAGAAGCAUGACUAAGAUAUCUGAUGAAUAA
This is a messenger RNA of Naegleria fowleri, 924 nucleotides long. RefSeq lists its product as uncharacterized. NCBI's taxonomy places the organism in Eukaryota, Heterolobosea, Eutetramitea, Acrasida, Naegleriidae. The coding region runs from base 1 to 924 and encodes 307 amino acids. Gene Ontology annotation, molecular function: calcium ion binding; enzyme regulator activity. The record is from RefSeq and is a predicted model, not a curated record. The transcript has a single exon.